ACCAUGUGACCUAAUGCAAUGCCUUGUGGGAGCCAGGACUCCAUUUUACACCAUCCAUGCUGCUGAAAAGACACAGUUUGCAUCUCCCUUAUGAUAGAAUCGCUGAGAUGGCGACUGCAGAUCUGAGAGACGAGCUGAGCUGCUCCAUCUGUCUGAUCCUUUAUACUGACCCUGUAACGCUGCCGUGUGGGCACAACUUCUGCCAGGGCUGUAUUGGGAGAACAUGGGACACCCAGAAGGGGUCUGGGGCUUAUUCCUGCCCUGAAUGCAGAGAGGAGUAUAAGGAGCGCCCUGCCCUGCCCAGGAACAGAACUCUGGGGAACAUAGCCGAGAGAUUCCGUCCAACUGAGACACAACUGGGGGAGAGUGAGAUCUUCUGCACCUACUGUGUCCUCUCUCCUGAACCUGCUACUAAAUCCUGUCUCCUGUGUGAGGCUUCUCUGUGUGAUACCCACCUGAGGGGGCACAGCCAAUCACAGAAGCACAUCUUAACUGCCCCCACAAGUUCUUUUGGGGAAAGGAAAUGCCCCCAGCAUGAUGAACUCCUCAAUUAUUACUGCCAUGAGGAAACCAUCUGUGUUUGUCUGUACUGUUCUGGGUUUGGGGAUCACAAGGAUCACAAUGUGGAACCUAUAAAAGAAGCGUUUGAGAAGAAAAAGAACCAGUUAAUAAAAGUUCUGCAGAAACUGCCCAAAAAGAGAGAAGAAACUGAGAGACGAGUGCAGAGACUGCAGGAGCGCAGGAGACAAGUGGCAGAAAAAGCAGCCGGUGAGACAGAGAGAGUCACUGCCCUGUUUAGAGACAUCAGGGAACAGCUGGAAGCCCUAGAGAAGCGACUCCUGAGAGACAUCUCCAGCCAGAAAGAGAAGCUCUCACUCCCUUUCACUGAUCUCAUUCACCAGCUGGAAAUAAAGAAGGAAAAGCAGGGGAAGAAGAUGCAACACAUUGAGGAGCUGUGCAGCAUGGCAGAUCCAUUCUCUCUGUUAAAGAAACUGGAAUCAGAAGAGGCUGAUAUUUGGGAAGCCGACUGCAGAGAUAUUGGGGGCAGAGAGAGCGAUGAUGGGAUGCUCCAUGAUGCCAAUGAUCUGGAUGAGGUUCUGAUUACGGGCACAUUAUACAGGGGCUUAGGAGAUAUAGCAACAAGAAUAAAGACAGAAUUAGGGAAUGAGUCAAUAAUCAUGGAUACAAACACAGCUCAUAGGGACUUGACAAUAUCAAUUGAUGCUAAAACUGUGUCCUAUUCAAAAUUAAAAGAAAAAUCCAUUUGCUUCAUCACAUUACAGACAUUUCAGACUUGUACUCAGGUAUUAAGCACCAGAAGUUUCCACUCGGGGCGACGUUACUGGGAUGUAGAUUGCAGUAAAGCAGGGAACUUGCGGGUAGGGGUGGCCUAUCCCAGUAUAGAGAGGAGAGGAGACAAUUCACUGAUUGGGAAUAAUAACAAGUCCUGGGUGCUGGUGACUCACAGAAGAACCAUUAGGAAUUUCAGAUAUGAAUAUUCAAUUGCAAUGGCACAUGAUACAAAAGAAACCAAUUUAUCUUGCCCAGACAGAUCUGGGCCCAUUAAGCAAAUCCGAGUGUUUUUGGACUAUGAGGCCGGACGUCUGUCCUUCUAUGAGCUGAGUGAGCCAAUCAGACACUUACACACCUUCAUUGCCAAAUUCACUGAACCCCUCCAUGCUGCAUUCUGGGUAGGGGAUGGCAGUGUGACUAUUGCUGAGCUUAUCAGGGGGUGACAUUGAUAAAUGUGCAGGUCUGUUUCACACGGGCGAGUCCAUUUCUUCAUCUAUUAUUCUCUCUCUGUAUCUCAGUUAUAUGAACAAGGGACUGGCAGCUUAACUAUCAAUUGCCCCUGUGUAUAUUUGCCCCCGUGCCCCUUCCAACCCAUAGAGAGAUUUGCACAAGUUGCUCCCAAUGCUCAACCUACGUCUUAAUGAAGUGAAACAAAAAUAAAAAGUGCCUUAAA
This is a messenger RNA of Xenopus laevis (African clawed frog), 1966 nucleotides long. RefSeq names its product E3 ubiquitin/ISG15 ligase TRIM25. The record is from RefSeq and is a predicted model, not a curated record. Lineage: Eukaryota; Metazoa; Chordata; Amphibia; Anura; Pipidae. The coding region runs from base 57 to 1736 and encodes 559 amino acids. The transcript is spliced from 2 exons.